Molecule: messenger RNA, 2440 nt
Organism: Coffea arabica (coffee)
Lineage: Eukaryota; Viridiplantae; Streptophyta; Magnoliopsida; Gentianales; Rubiaceae
Source: RefSeq, a predicted model, not a curated record
GUGUAGUGAAGUCUACUACUGCUCCUACUAUCACUGCUGCUACCACUACUGAGCAAAUUCAAGCAGACAGCAGCACCAGCUUUCUCUUCCUCUUCCGGCGCUUUCAUUUUCCCCACCUUAUUCCCCACCAAAACAAAAUCCCCGCAACACUCUUAACCAGCCUCUCAAUCUCCCAAAAUUUCUUCUCACCCAUUUUCCGAUUCCCUCACAAAUUCUUCUCCAUGCAAGUCAUUGCUCACCACCGUUUUGAAUCAUAAUCUUCAGCUAACUUCCCUUUUACCCUGUCCCUGUUAUUGUUAUCCGCUUUUCCUUCCCUAGAAGAAGAAUGGGUUGUCAUUCCCAUAUUUGCCUGCCUUGUUUUUCUUUGUAGUAGUAUAUAGAAAAUUUCCAUCUUCAGUAGGGGGAAAAUUAAACUUUUCCUCCAUUUCUUUGCUUAUAUAAAAAAAAAAAAAAUUUAGAGGACGAGAGUUUCUAUACGUACAAGUUUGUGAAAAAUGGAGAAAAAGCAAGGCUUUUUUUCGGCGAUAAAGGAGGAGGUAGUAAGGGGUUUAUCGCCGUCGAGGUCACGAUCAAAGAGCCCAGCAAGGAGCGCCUCACCCAUCUCGGCUUUGCUCCGGAGGAAGAAGACCAGCGGUAGUACCAGCAGCAGUGGUAACAGCUACGUAGCGAAUCCCGAAGCGUUGAUUGCGAGAUCAGGGAGUAUGAGGCCGUUGGGGGAGACUCUGACACCGUUAAUGGAAGGCCCCGAUCCGGAUGGAGGUGAAAUCGGGGAGUCGAAGCGGGUCGGGUUGGGUCAGUGGAUGAAGGGUCAGCUCUCUCGGGCCCCGUCCGUGACUUCAAGUGGGUACGGAAGUAGUAACAACAACACUUCCGGGGGAAGCUGUAAUAGGAGGUCUGAUCUGAGGUUGUUGCUAGGUGUCAUGGGUGCGCCGCUCGCCCCGGUUCACGUUAGUUCUAUGGACCCUCUGCCCCAUCUCAGCAUCAAAGACACCCCCAUUGAAACUUCUUCAGCCCAAUACAUAUUGCAGCAGUAUACUGCUGCAUCUGGUGGUCAAAAGCUUCAGAAUUCUAUUAGAAAUGCUUAUGCUAUGGGAAAGCUGAAGAUGGUGGCUUCCGAAUUCGAAACUGCAACAAAGGUUGUGAAGAAUAGAAAUGCUGCUAGAGCUGCUGAGUCUGGAGGUUUCGUCCUGUGGCAAAUGAAUCCUGACAUGUGGUAUGUCGAGCUUGCAGUUGGCGGUAGCAAGGUACAUGCUGGUUGCAAUGGCAAGCUUGUUUGGAGGCACACACCUUGGCUUGGGGCUCAUACAGCGAAAGGGCCGGUUAGGCCUUUACGCCGUGCUUUACAGGGUCUUGACCCAAGAACAACAGCCGGUAUGUUUGCAGAUGCCAGAUGCAUUGGAGAGAAGAAAAUUAAUGGGGAGGACUGCUUCAUUCUCAAGCUUUGUGCUGAUCCUCAGACACUGAAGGCAAGGAGUGAAGGGCCUGCAGAGAUCAUUAGGCAUGUCCUUUUUGGCUAUUUCAGCCAGAAGACUGGUCUUCUUGUGCACAUGGAGGAUUCACAUCUUACCCGCAUUCAAUCUAAUGGGGGUGAUGCAGUUUACUGGGAAACCACUAUUAACUCUUUCUUAGAGGAUUAUCGUCCUGUUGAAGGUAUAAUGAUUGCUCAUUCUGGUCGUUCAGUGGUUACACUUUUCCGGUUUGGGGAGAUGGCAAUGAGCCAUACGAAAACAAGGAUGGAAGAAGCUUGGACAAUUGAAGAGGUGGCGUUCAAUGUUCCUGGCUUGUCUUUGGACUGCUUUAUUCCACCAGCUGACUUACGGUCAGGGUGCAUGAGUGAAGCCUGUGAACUCCCUCAAGAUGAAAGGGCAAAGAGUGCACUUGCGCUUGCUGCUCACCGGGCAAAGGUUGCUGCACUGGAGAAAACUCACGGCAGCAACAUGGAUAAUGUGUUCUGGAAAGUUGAGGUCUAACCUAACAGGAUCAGUGCCGCAAUUGUUUAUAUGGGUAGGCAGUUUUUAAUAUUCUAACGAAGUAGAAAUUAGGAGCUAAGCAAAAUUAAGUUAGUUGAAUAUGCAUCUACUAUUCUGUAAAUGGAGCAUAAUUAUUCACAGGCUCUUGCCUGGAGCCUGGAUGAAUAUUUAUGCUCUCAAUGCGGAAUCCAACUAAGGGGUUGGAGCUCCUUUUUUUUUUUUUUAAAGUAAUGGAUAGAACAUGCGGAGGCUAAUGUUUUGGUUACCUUCCAAUAGUAAAGGAAGGUGGGGAAGCACAAAACCUAGGCUGAACCAUUGACCUUUGAAUGCUGAUUUCAUACUAAUUUCACCGUCCAAAUGUAUACCAACUGGGCAGUUUGAAGAAUCGUCCUCGAUGAGGUUGAUACUUCAGCAGUAGUACUAGUGUUUUAGCAGUUCUUUCAAGUUCUUUUUAUUGCAGUCUUCUUGCU